CCCAAAAAUAACUUGACGACUAGCCCAUUUCCCGCGAAAGACAACAUCGACAGAUUUAUCAUGGUCCACCACAAUAUCGGUUCUCAUUUGAGGUAAUACGUUGAGGACGGGUGCAGCUUAACCUAAGUAAAUAACAAACACCAUUGGGUGUUUAAUGUACGCUCAUGCUACCUUCAGAAAGAGGCAUCCUAGCUGUUAUCACCUGUUUUCAUAAAUGAACGACCUUACAGGGUCAGUUUUGUACUCUGUGACUGAACAACUGCUAAAAGAAGUUGAACAUUCGUACAAGUCAACAGGCAGAUUAACGGAUGAAAUUCUGUCGGCGUUACAGUUCGUGUUCCAAACAACCCUUCUCCCUGCUCUGGAUCUAGUUGAUCAGCGGAAUGUGACCCGACUUUCCUCACCAAGUGGACGUAUCAUUUAUCAGGUAGUGGGAAGUUCUGGGACGCCGUACACAUGUCUAGCCACCAGCAUCUACUGUUCCUGUCCAGCUUACAGAUUCUCCGUACUGCUGAAGCAGGACCAUAUUAUGAGAAGGGGCUGCGGUGGUCAAGUGGUUAAGGUGUCUGACAUUCUGCUACUACUAGCCUUUCACUGCUGUGUCGCGGGUUCGAGACCGAUUUGGGCAGUUGGCAGGUACUGGCCAUCGGUCGGUGUUUUUUCUCCUAGAACUCCGGCUUUCCUCCACCACCAAAACCAGUGUAAACACACAUUGGCUAUUCGAUUGGCUAUUACUAUGGACCUGUGUAAAGAGUUAAAAGUCUCCAACCAGGAAUUGGUCAAGGCCAUUACCAGCAUCGACUGAUCAUGUCACAACAGGAAACGAUCAAGGCCAGAGUAAAUAUUGACUCCAGUCACAACAGGAAACGAUUAAGGCCGGAGUAAAAAUUGACGCCAGUAAGAACAGGAAACGAUCAAGGCCAGAGUAAAUAUUGACUCCAGUCACAGCAGGAAACGAUCAAGGCCAGAGUAAACGAUCAAGGCCAGAGUAAAUAUUGAUCCCAGUAAGAACAGGAAACGAUCAAGACCAGAGUAAAUAUUAACUACAGUCACAACAGGAAACAAUCAAGGCCAGAGUAAAUAUUGACUCCAGUCACAACAGGAAAUGAUCAAGGCCAGAGCUUACUUUGUUGCCUGCUAUCCAAAUAGGAAAGUCUGAACAAAGUUUGAUUGACUUGUCACACAAGCAAUAUACCAACGGUAACACAAAGACAGUGAUGAUUUACCAUGACAUUUUAACUGAUUAACAACAAUAUUGUUAUCCCCUGCUUAAUACAUCUUUCAAGGUCAUAAGUCAAGACCAAAAAUUAAUUUUUAACAUUAAAGCAUGUAAAUAACUA
Molecule: messenger RNA, 1340 nt
Organism: Mizuhopecten yessoensis (Yesso scallop)
Lineage: Eukaryota; Metazoa; Mollusca; Bivalvia; Pectinida; Pectinidae
Product: zinc finger SWIM domain-containing protein 7-like
Exons: 8
Coding region: 215-805 (196 amino acids)
Biological process (GO): double-strand break repair via homologous recombination
Cellular component (GO): Shu complex
Molecular function (GO): zinc ion binding
Source: RefSeq, a predicted model, not a curated record